AUGGCGGAUCUCAGCAACAUACUUGCUGCUCUCGCAGCCCAGAGACAGGGUGGAACACCUUCGCAAGCUCCUCCUCCUCCUCUUCCUCCGCCUGUGCCUGGGGCGCCCUACCCUCCACCUCAGUAUGCCACCCCACCGACCAGCGCAACCCCUUACGGACUUCCUCAGCCGAUCAGCUCCGGCAGCGUCGAUUUAGCCAACAUCAAACCAGUCAGUUCCGGCUCUGUUAGCAUCGCAGAUGCCAUUGCCAAAGCCCGUGGUAUCGCGGCGGAAAAGGGUCUGUCCUAUGAUCCCAGCAGACCUCCUAUGAACUCCGACCCUCGCGCAGGUGGCCGAGGCUACCGACGAUCAAGGUCCCCCUCGCGCUCUCCGCCUCGCCCAGGCAGAGAUGGUUUUCGCGAUUCUUACAACCCGUAUCGUGACGACCGGCGUAACGUUGCACCUGGCUACAGUAGGGAGCGUUCAUUUUCGCCUAGAGGCGGCCGUCAUUCCCCUGCCCGGUAUAGAGACGAUCGAUCACCAGGCAAGGACAGAGGGGCUGAAGGUGAAUCUGAAGUCCUUCCGUUGGAUAAAAGUGUGGUGGGCUUGAUCAUAGGACGCUCUGGGGAGACCCUUCGACGAGUCGAGAACACAACCGGUGCUCGAGUUCAAUUCCUGGAUGGCCCAGAAGUCGCAGGCAGUCAGAGACAUUGCAGGAUUUCUGGCAGUCGGUCUUCUCGUGCAGCCGCUAAAGCCGAGAUCUACAAGAUCAUUGACGACAAUGACUUGGCGAAGAGAGGACAGGACAAGCCCCGCACUCAGAGCAAGGUCUCGGUGGUUACCACCAAGGAAGGCGACAGUCUGCAGAUGAUGGUUCCCGACCGAACGGUGGGCCUUAUUAUCGGCAGGGGCGGUGAGACGAUCCGAGACCUGCAGGACCGGAGUGGCUGUCACAUUAAUAUCGUGGGAGAAAACAAAAGCGUCAAUGGAUUACGGCCAGUGAAUCUGAUCGGCAGUUUAUCGGCCCAGCAGUAUGCCAGAGACCUAAUUCUAGAGAUCGUGGAGAGCGAUCAGAAAGGCAUUAGCGUCAAGGACCUUCACCGGGAGCGAGAGGAACCACAAGGCAAAGUGAACGACAGCAUUAUCGUGCCCGGCGAGGCCGUUGGCAUGAUUAUUGGGAAAGGUGGUGAGUCCAUUCGCGACAUGCAGAAUCAGACAGGAUGCAAGAUCAACGUCUCGCCCGCAAGUGGCCGCGACGUCGAACGAGAGAUUGGUUUGGUCGGUAGCAGACAUGCUAUCGACGCUGCCAAACGUGCUAUCAUGGAGAAGGUUGACACUGUGCGUGCUCGCACUCAAGGCCGUGAGCCGCGCGACGACUAUUCGGAUCGAUACUCGGCGCCGCCGCCCGUCUAUCCUGUCAGUGGGAUCCCUCCCGCUCAGCCAGCUCCGCCGGGUCCCUCGGCUCUCCCACCCCCAGCUGCCGGUGCGGCCGACCCCUAUGCUGCCUACGGCGGCUACCAGAAUUAUCUUCAGAUGUGGUACUCAGCACUUGCGGCGAACCAACAACAAGGUGUUCCAGGUCAAGGUGAGCAACGGUAA
Capronia coronata CBS 617.96 is the source of this 1578-nucleotide messenger RNA. RefSeq lists its product as uncharacterized. Lineage: Eukaryota; Fungi; Ascomycota; Eurotiomycetes; Chaetothyriales; Herpotrichiellaceae. The record is from RefSeq and is a predicted model, not a curated record. Gene Ontology annotation, cellular component: cytoplasm; nucleus. Gene Ontology annotation, molecular function: mRNA binding. The transcript has 4 exons. Gene Ontology annotation, biological process: regulation of gene expression. Bases 1 to 1578 code for a protein of 525 amino acids.